Messenger RNA from Eurypyga helias (sunbittern), 959 nucleotides. It is a transcript of the gene YIPF1, whose product is annotated as Yip1 domain family, member 1. The record is from RefSeq and is a predicted model, not a curated record. Gene Ontology annotation, molecular function: small GTPase binding. Gene Ontology annotation, biological process: vesicle-mediated transport. The transcript has 9 exons. Lineage: Eukaryota; Metazoa; Chordata; Aves; Eurypygiformes; Eurypygidae. Gene Ontology annotation, cellular component: membrane; Golgi apparatus. The annotation marks the transcript as partial.
CAAGAGUUUGACGAUGCAGCUAAUUUGCUUGCAGCAAAUCCUGAUGCUACCACAAUAAGCAUUGACGAGCCAGCUGAAAUCCCGAAGAAUCAGCGCGGCCGCCUGCAAGAGCCAGGGAGGGAAGAGGAUGAUGAAUUACUGGGGACCGAUGACUCCGAUAAAACAGAGCUGCUUGCAGGACAGAAGAAAAGUGCCCCUUUCUGGACAUUUGAGUACUACCAGACGUUCUUUGAUGUGGACACUUACCAGGUCCUGGACAGAAUCAAAGGUUCAGUUUUCCCCGUGCCAGGGAAGAACUUUGUAAGGCUGUAUAUCCGCAGCAAUCCUGACCUUUACGGGCCCUUUUGGAUAUGUGCCACACUCGUCUUUACCAUUGCUGUUAGUGGCAAUCUCUCCAAUUUCUUCAUCCACCUGGGCAAGCCAACGUACCACUAUGUGCCCGAGUUCAGAAAAGUGUCCAUAGCAGCAACAACGAUUUAUGCGUACGCUUGGCUUGUUCCCCUUGCUCUCUGGGGAUUCCUGAUGUGGAGGAACAGCAAGGUUAUGAACAUCGUGUCCUACUCGUUCCUGGAGAUAGUGUGUGUGUACGGCUACUCCCUCUUCAUUUACAUUCCCACGGCGAUUUUAUGGAUCAUACCACAAAAAGUGGUGCGCUGGGUCCUGGUGAUGUUCUCCCUGUGCCUUUCGGGGUCCGUUCUGGUGAUGACCUUCUGGCCCGCUGUCCGAGACGACAACCGGCGGGUCGCGCUGGCGACGGUGGGGACCGUUGUUCUGCUUCAUGCCCUGCUGUCUGUCGGCUGUCUGGCCUACUUUUUUGAUGCCCCUGAAGUGGAUUUUCCUGCACCUAUUGUCCCUGCUCACAAUGGAACAACAGUAAUAACAAAGAGUCAGUAAAUAAGAUUCCAGUGCCUGUUUCUCCAUCUGUGCAGUAAUGUUAUUUUAGAUUAUUUUUUCACUGA